Messenger RNA from Sebastes umbrosus (honeycomb rockfish), 3837 nucleotides. RefSeq names its product TCDD-inducible poly(ADP-ribose) polymerase. The record is from RefSeq and is a predicted model, not a curated record. The transcript is spliced from 7 exons. The coding region runs from base 489 to 2639 and encodes 716 amino acids. Lineage: Eukaryota; Metazoa; Chordata; Actinopteri; Perciformes; Sebastidae. Gene Ontology annotation, molecular function: NAD+ poly-ADP-ribosyltransferase activity; zinc ion binding.
CAGCAGACGCCUCCCUCCUCCUCCUGUCCCUCCUCCUCCUGUUCCUCCUCCUCCUGCUCGCUAGGCCCCGCCUGUCACCAGGUUACGAGGCGGAGCUUCGCUGCUCUGCGCCGGGAGGCAGUCAGAUCUCUCCACAGCUGUGUGCUCCGCUCUUUGUCGGCUCCUCUCCUCUCCUCUCUUCUCCUGCGCGUUUUCUGUUCUAUCCGGCUUCAAGGAUACAAAGAGAAGAGAAGAAGCAUGAAAUAGAGACACAUAAAGAGCAAUGCAGAGCGGCGGAGUGGACACGAGAGGAAACCUAACCCGGACUACAGUCUAGUAGUCCAGACUAGGAUAUAUCUUUCCAGACUCUUGGAUAACGCAGCUCCGCCACCGAUGUGCGCACUGGAUUUUACCCACAGAAGAGUGUCGAGACCUGGGGGAGAGGGGCGGACUUUAACGCUCAGGACUGUCGGGGUUUAAAGGAGACAGAGAGAGAGAAGGGGGGGAUCAUGGAUAAAACUUUGCACAUUCUCCAGAAAUCCGCAGACGUGUGUGUGCCGACUGGGAUCUCCCUGGAUGUGAGUUUAAAUAUGGACGAAGGUGGGGAUUUCACGGAACAGCAGAUAGUGGGUCUCCCGGACAAAAUACCUCUGGUGAAACCCUAUUUCAAAAAGAAGCAGAGGAAAUUGGACGCCAAAUGCCUCCACCGCGCCCUGGAGGACCCCAUACUGACUACUUUGCUGAGCACGGAUGCGCUGGUGUCAGGGGAUGGGGUGUUUGUUCCCCGGAACCAGCCGGGUCGGACUCCGGGCACUUUGUGCGCAGCGGCCGUGGUGAAGCAGAACUGUAUGGGCCAGGUGGUAGCUGCUGGCGUCACCACAGCUGUGGCUGGAGUACCAGGGUUGAUGACCCGGGACGGUGAUGUGGAAAUAGCCGAUACUACUGCGGAGCUGGAGGAGACCGAGCGGCGAGGGGAGCGACCCAAGAUCACGGAUCCUACCCCCGACAGCCGCUGCUUUCAGCCGGAACCUGGCCUCAGGGCGGCCGGGAGCACAGUGACAAUAGCACCCCCAGGCAGGGAUAUACCUCCCACAGCUGCACCCCAGGCUCCCCACCAGGAGGGCAGCAUCAAAAGCAAUGACCUCUUAACCUCUGGGGCUAAAAACCUUCCAGUCAAAGACUGCUCCAACCUCCAGGACCCCCAUGCCCUCCUCCUCCUGCAGCCUGACAAAGGAGUGCUAUUUCAGGAUAAAAGCGAAGAGGCCUCCCUGGACCUGGUUUUUGAGCUGCUCACACAGCUCCAGUAUCACACGCGCCAGUCGGACUCGGUGGACAUCUGUGUGGAUUUCCUCCAAGGACAGUGUGUGUACGGCAAUGACUGUGCCCACCACCACACUGUGCUGCCCUACCACUGGCAGAUCCGCAGGAGCAGUAAUCAGACGUGGCAGAGCAUAGCAGACGACUCCCAGGAACAGCUGGAGAGGCUGUACUGCAACCCGGACAAUGAGCAAGUCAGGCUCAAGUUUCAGGGUCGUGUGUUUUCCCUCGACUUCAGUGCGAUGCGAGUGUGUGACCUGGAAUUCGACCGCGUCCGACGACUGACCUCUCCCGCCAGCCCUCUACCCGCGCUCACGACCAACCCGAACCCCAUCCCCAGCUGUCACACAGUGUGGAAGUACUACUGCAGAGACAACUUUGGCUGGAGGGAAUACUCCGAGCCGGUGGUGAAGCUCAUAGAAGAGGCGAGUUCGAGGGGUCUUAAGGAGGUGCGAUUCAUUACGCUCCAGAACCAGUAUAUCCUCAACAUCAGGGAGGGCUUCCAGCAGAACGCCGUCUUCGGGUUCAGGCGUCAGAUCAAGAAGCGGCCCAUGUUCAUGUCCUCCGUGAUGCUUACACCCCACCUACAGACUUUAUGCGGCCUCUCUUCAUCUCCCCUCGGCUGUUCCUCUUCCUCCUCCUCAUCCUCCUCGUCCAUGGAUCUCUCCGUGUCACACCCCCUCUCGCCGACCACCACCAACCCACCCAGCCUCUUUCCGGAAACGUGGUUGCCCAUGACGAUGAGCCAGGACUUCCUGCAGGUGCCGGUCUCGCGUGAAGACCGCAGCUACCGGACGGUGUACAGCCUUUUCCACAAGACGGUGUCGGAGACCAAGUUCAGGAUCCUCAAGAUCCAGCGUGUGCAGAACCCCUUCCUCUGGGAGAAGUACAAGAGGAAGAAGGAGUACAUGUCGCGGCGCAUGUCAGAGAUGGACCGGCUGCUGAGCGAGCGCCACCUCUUCCACGGCACCUCGGCCGACGUGGUGGAGGGAAUCUGCAAGCACAACUUCGACCCCCGAGUCUGCGGCAAGCACGCCACCAUGUUCGGCCAGGGCUCCUACUUCGCCCGCAAGGCCGUCUACUCCCACAACUUCUCCAAGCGCUCGCCCAAAGGAGUCCACUGCAUGUUCCUCGCUAAAGUCCUCACUGGCAGGUUUACUGUAGGAAAUCCCUCCAUGCGCCGACCUCCACCCAUCAACCUCCGUGACCCCUCCAGUGACCUUUAUGACUCCUGUGUGGACAACUGGGUGGACCCCCAGAUCUACGUCAUCUUCAACGACGACCAGAGCUACCCGUACUUUAUCAUCCACUACGAGGAGGUACCCGGCACGGUCGCCGUCUAAGCCCUGGAUCAGACCUGCAUUUGCAAAUACUUACUCAGAGUUUGUUUUAGUCUGGUAAGGAGGUGCCAGAUGGGUGGCGUUUGCCAACUUGAGAUGAAAAGGAACAGUUGAGACCAAUAACAAGCUCUAUUGGAGUCACUUUGCCAGACUAAACUUUACCCAUCUGCUGCUCUAAACUGGUUAAAACAGUCUGAGACAUGUUUGCAAAUACUAAAUGAUUCAUGUCUGCAGUCAACUGGAUCCACCCAGACUGGACUACAGUAAAUAACUGGUCUGGACCGGAUUAAACUGGACAAAACUGGACUAGCAAAGGACGACACCUGUUUUCAUCCAGUGUUCAGAGGUGGAUGGCAACUGACAACAGCUUGACUGGACUCACGUUGUUAUCUAGUAGGAACAGGAGCCUAGUGACGAUCACAACCGGAUUGUAUCUACCUUACUGAUCUGGAGCAGAUGCAGGAAAAACCAAACCUUUAUCGUUUUGACUUAGUCGUAUGACUGUACAUGAACUCCACAUCAGGACAAACGCUGAAGAAGACAGUUAGCGUCCUGCCAGUACUGUGAAUGACCGUAUUAUUCUGAGGAAGCAGCAACCAACAACCAAUCAGACGCUUCCAUAGAGAAACCAUGGCGACACUGACUCCCCCCCCAACUCCCGUCAUUCUCUUACAAAAAUCAUUGUGAGUGUUUACCCAGCCUCCGGCCCUUACGUUUUGUUUUUCAAGUCUAUGUGCUGCGUGUUUGAAUCUUUUUAAUUUAGUGCAAAUGAAUCUUGUGGCCUCUUCAAACAGACAACGGACGUGAGUUUCAGUGGGACUUUUACAAACAUGGACAUCCACAGAAAACCUCCCGGCAGAUGAUUUCACAUGAAGCCAGUGCUGUGCCCGGUUGGCGUUUUUGCCUUUUGCGCCCACCGCUUCAGUUCCUCGCGGGGGAUUGAAGAGCGUACAGUUUCCCGCUGAGACUCGGCAGCGCUGUAGCGUUUCGUCAACAAACACCCUCCCUCCCCUGAAACUCAUCUCUCUUGGACCGCUCUGUCUCUCUCUCGCUCAGAGACAGUAGACAUGUUUUAUUGAGACAAACUGUACAGACGUUCUCUUUGUUUAUAUUUGAACUGUGUGCCUUUUGUUCAUAAAAAAAUUUAUUUAUGUUAGUUUAAUGUAACAUUGAUUAAAUAAAGAAUCUAAAAGAAAGAAAA